Messenger RNA from Belonocnema kinseyi, 1201 nucleotides. RefSeq lists its product as uncharacterized. Bases 365 to 844 code for a protein of 159 amino acids. The transcript has 6 exons. NCBI's taxonomy places the organism in Eukaryota, Metazoa, Arthropoda, Insecta, Hymenoptera, Cynipidae. The record is from RefSeq and is a predicted model, not a curated record.
UUGCAUUUCAAGUGCAAACAUUAGUUUUUGCAUUGUUGGUGCAUAAUAUUCAUGCACAUGGCUGGCCCUAAGCGAUGGUCACUUCGUACCCCAAGUGAUUGGGAAUCUGUACUCUACAUUACGGUGCAGCAUUUACACCGCAAGGGUAAUUUUUGUUGCAGAACUUCUUGAUUGUCAGCAGACUUCUUAUGAUAUCAUCAUGCAUCUGAACCCGUAUUUGCAUCGCGACCUCUCAGUCUUUGUGUCACCAUGGAGUCCGAUAGUUCUUCUGUCGCUUCUGCUUCCAUUAUUCGAUACGAAGACUAUUUUUUUGAACAAAACAUUGCACUGGAUUUAUCUGUAACUUCUGCUACGUUCAUCAUUUAUGGAGGGCUCCAUUCAGGUGUUUUUCUAUGCGGAAUUUCAUUCGAAACUUCUGAGUCUGAGUACUGCCGUGGGAUUCUAUUCUGCGUUAUCGCAAGUGCUACAACUAGAGGAAGCUGGUUCGAGCGCCGAGGUCGUCCAUCUGUCUGUAGCAUCGAAUGCGGAACUUCCGGAGGCCCGGACUUCACUAUGUCAGCGCGCUGAUGAACUUUAUGAUCUCAUCAGCCUGCAUUUGUCGCCUUCCUCAGAUUCCCUGCCACCGAAAUGUACACACGUGCAGUGUGGAUCGCAGAUACGUAUCGGUGUAGAGGGCACAAAGUAUAGAUUUUGCUUCUGUGGGCGUUUCGUUCCGUUGGUAUACACUGAGCAUACCUGCAAGUGUGAUCAUAUUCUCAGAGAUCCGACAGUUCCCAAAAUUGAAACUGCUGGGGUCUCGGAUCUGGAAGACGGUGAUCGCGGCGAGUCCGAUUCUGACCUAUAAUCGCUAGAUCCUUCAAUUGGUCCUCUGUGCUACCUUACCAUCUCUUUUCCAUUUUAUAUUUAUAUAUGCUUUUGUAUUGAAUACAUUUUUCUUUUAUUUUUUACAAUUUUAUAUGUUGGCCUAACGGCAUAGUUAACUCUGUUUUCUCUUAUGUUCUGUUGUUUGAUUCUAUGUCGUUAGUUUGAAGAUGUGUCUGUUUUUAAUUUUGCCUUCACCCUUAUAAUUUGAAUCCAAUUUUCUGAUGUUUUGACAAUUCUUAUUAGAAUUUUGCAAUUUUUAGUUGAAUUUCCUCAUUUAAAUUAUAAAUAUAUGUAUGUGUAUUAUUACAUGCUCUUAGUGUGAAAUUGCUAUAAUUAG